UCUAUUCUGACCUGGGUUUUCCUACAGAGGAGCAGAGGUUUGAUGCGCAGCGGGGCUGCCAGGCUCCUUCCCUCUCCUCCUCCAGCCCCUGUUCCUCUCUGCGGUGGCACUAACGCCUGUCUGCUCCUGCUUACCCGGUUUGAGAAAGCGGAAGAAUAACUUCUUUUGUCGUGCUAAUUUUCUGUUGAUUUAGGUGCCUGCAGUGACCCUCCCUGGGCUCCAAUCUUUCUGGAUCCCUCUCUAAUUGAUCCAUGUUUCCGAACUCUCCCCUGUAACCUUCGCAAGCAGCCAAAAUGAAGUUGAAGCAUGACAUCAACCCUGUUCUUCUACAGUUUAUAAACUUUAUAAUCUUGGUGUACUCCUUUGUAACGUACAUUCCGUGGUACAUACUUUCAGGAUCCAGGCAGGCUAUAGCAAAAGCCAAGCAGGUUAAAGCUAGACCUGUGAAUAACAAGCCUGGGGGUGCGUACAGAUCUGUUAACAGCCUACAUUGCUUAGCUUCGGUUUUAUAUCCUGGGUGUGAUACGCUCGACAAAGUUUUUAAAUAUGCUAAAACUAAAUUUAAGGACAAAAAACUCUUGGGAACACGUGAAAUCCUAAAAGAGGAAGAUGAAAUCCAGCCAUCAGGAAAAGUUUUUAAAAAGGUCAUCCUUGGCAAGUACACCUGGCUUUCAUACGAAGAUGUAUACGUUAAAGCUGUUAAUUUUGGAAAAGGCUUAGCAGUGUUGGGUCAGCAACCGAAGACGAACAUUGCGAUCUUCUGUGAGACGCGGGCCGAGUGGAUGAUUGCGGCGCAGGCCUGCUUCAUGUGCAACUACCAGCUCGUUACUCUGUACGCUACGCUGGGAGGCCCAGCAAUAGUACACGGGCUGAAUGAGACAGAGGUGACCACCAUCAUUACCAGUAAGGAACUGAUGCAAACAAAAUUGAAGGAGAUUGUUUCUCAGGUUCCACUGCUGCGACACAUUAUUACAGUGGAUGGCAAACCAACAACGUGGUCAGAGUUUCCCAAGGGUGUCAUUGUUCACACGAUGGCUUCUGUGCAAGCCAUGGGGGCCAAGGCAGAUACCGGAAAUAAGCAGCAGGCUAGGCCUGUGCCCUCCGAUAUCGCGGUGAUCAUGUACACGAGUGGAUCCACAGGAGUUCCCAAGGGAGUGAUGAUCUCCCAUAGCAACAUAAUUGCUGGGAUAACUGGAAUGGCUGAGAGGAUUCCCAAUCUGGGGGAAAAAGACAUCUAUAUUGGCUAUUUGCCUCUUGCCCAUGUUCUGGAGCUGAGCGCUGAACUUGUGUGUCUGUCUCAUGGAUGCCGCAUCGGUUACUCUUCGCCUCAGACAUUAGCUGACCAGUCCUCUAAAAUAAAAAAAGGAAGCAAAGGUGAUGUCACUACACUUAAGCCAACCCUAAUGGCAGCUGUCCCGGAAAUUAUGGAUCGGAUCUACAAAAAUGUCAUGAAUAAAGUGAAUGAAAUGACUAGUUUCCAGCGGAAUCUAUUUAUAUUGGCCUACAACUACAAAAUGGAACAGAUUUCCAAAGGUUACAGUACCCCACUCUGUGAUAGCCUUAUUUUCCGGAAAGUACGAAUGCUGCUAGGUGGAAAAAUCCGCAUCCUGCUUUGUGGAGGAGCUCCGCUCUCUGCAGCGACUCAGCGGUUUAUGAACAUUUGUUUCUGUUGCCCUGUAGGACAGGGGUAUGGCCUGACUGAGUCAGCGGGAGCUGGAACUAUCACAGAAGUUUGGGAUUACACUACAGGGAGAGUGGGAGCACCAUUGGUCUGUUGUGAAAUCAAGUUAAUGAACUGGGAAGAAGGUGGAUAUUACAACACUGAUAAACCAUAUCCUAGAGGUGAGAUUCUUAUUGGAGGGCAAAAUGUGACUGUGGGAUACUACAAAAAUGAAGUACGAACCAAAAAAGAUUUCACUGUUGAUGAGAAUGGGCAGAGGUGGCUCCAUACUGGAGACAUUGGAGAGUUUCAUCAAGAUGGAUGUCUAAAAAUUAUUGAUCGUAAAAAGGAUCUUGUAAAACUCCAGGCAGGAGAAUAUGUUUCUCUUGGCAAAGUAGAGGCAGCUCUGAAGAAUCUUCCACUGGUGGAUAACAUUUGUGCAUAUGCAAGCAGUUUCCAUUCUUAUGUCAUUGGAUUUGUUGUGCCAAAUCAAAAGGAGCUCGCAGAACUAGCUCGAAAGAAAGGAUUUAAAGGAACCUGGGAAGAGAUCUGUAACAGUCCUGAGAUGGAAAAAGAGGUACUGAAGGUGCUAGCUGAGGCUGCCAUGGCAGCUAAUCUGGAGAAGUUUGAAAUACCAGUAAAAAUUCGUUUGAGCCCUGACCCUUGGACCCCUGAGACUGGUCUAGUGACAGAUGCGUUCAAACUAAAACGCAAAGAGCUCACGGCAUACUAUCAAAUGGACAUCGAUCGAAUGUAUGGAAAAAAUGUAAAAUAAUUAUUUUUUUUCUGCACCACUUUGCUACAAUGAGCUUGGAUCAAAUAGGAAAUACUUGAAUUGCCUGUCUCAACACUUGAGAUCAACACAACAAAACCACCAUUCAUCAUUUGCAGCUUAAACUGUUAUUUCUGAUAACAUCACCGUGAUGACUGGCAAGUUUAGUAAAAUGUUACGGCAGCAAACUUGUGUCUGUCUCCUUUUUUCCAGUUUUCUCUGCUACCUUGUCAGUCUGUGGAUUUUCCCGAGUCUUUUUGGGAGACCAUGAUUCUGAAGCCUCAAGUUUUUAAACAUUUAUAAAUCCUGUAUAAUGUUUUAUUUGUAUCUUUAAAAUUUGGAUGUAUAUAGAGAGAACUUGGCUAUAUAAGAAAUGGUUAUACUGGGGGCCUUUUUUACCUAAUUAUUUAAAGAUAAGAAGGUAUUGAUGUUGUGACAUGAUGUACAUUGAAAAUGCUUUCAUUGUUGAACAGAGCACCAGGUUAUUUGCUGCUGUGCUAUUUUUCCUGUGUAAAUCUGAGGGAGAAAAUGUUUGACGUUGCGGCUCGUGUAAUACACAUUCAGUAUGUGCCUAAUGGUUACUUUUAUAUUUAUCUGAAAAUGAAAAGAUGGUCGUGGCACAGCUCUGCGUAAAGGCAGGUACUCUUGCAGGUGUUAGUUAGAGCUUGUUUAAUACAAAAGAUGCUAUUAACCCAGCAGAAGUUAAACCUAAGAAUAAUCUCUCAAACACAGAGGCUCCUUUUUUAAACUGCUGGUGACCAUUUCAUCCAGUAGUUGAAUUGUGUAGAGCUAAUAAGAGCUCUCAGCAUUAAUUUCACUAAAUACUUUGUAAAUUUGAACAUGUCCUGUUAGCAGAGGGACUUGUUACAGCUUUUGUCUUUUCUCAUCAGGUUUGGGCAUUACACUGGGUUUGCUCUUUCCUUGUUUGUGAAAGCCUGGCAAGACCCCUGUUCUGCCCGAGCUGCAACCCAAAUCAUCUUGGGGGGAUUUUUAAAGUUAUAAUGACAGUUAUGUUCUCAGCUCACACAGUGCCCAGCUGCCCUCUGUGCCAUUAAAAAUCUCCCUUUCAUUCUGUGUUCUUCUGGUUAGCAUUUUUUUGCUUUAAAAACAGAUAUUUGAAGUAUUUGUCAGCCAGAGUUAUUUAUCUUACUUGGUCUGUUAUACCCAGUUCUUACUUCGGGAAGGAGUCUCAAUUUCUGUUUUACUAUAAAUAUGUGAAUAUUGUUUCAAGAACUAUGGGGGAUCUUUUCAUCUUCAGUGAGUGUGUUUAGAUUUGUUUCAGAUGUGAAUUUUAUUUUCAAAAUAUUUCUAGAAAAGAAUGUUUUAAUCAGGGUUACACGAGAAUGUGAAAAGGCGUACAUCAGUCAACUUUGUGAUGGAACAAAUAUUAAAAUGGCUUUAAUUUGGAGAUUAUUCUCUCAUGUGUAUCAUUUACUUGCAGUAUUAAAAAAAAUCAAGGUCUUGAUGCUCACUUAGUACCCUGCGGUGGUAGCGUGUAGCAGUUCUGCACCACGGAGGCUUUGUUUAGGGGAAGGAGUUCCUGCUGUUAGCACUUGUGACGUGGGAGUUCUGGGAGGUGUUUGGCACACAAAUUCUCUUUAAAAAUGCAAUCUGAAAUAUUAUUUAAAUUAACACUCUGCGUUGAUUCUAGAAAGCAGUUUCAUAGGAGCCCAAAGUUGUCAGGCAGGUUCCCUGUGCUGUAGUUCUGAUGGAAGGUGGAGAAGGUGUGUGUUAGGUGACCAUCUCCCCUGCUGCUGGCUGUGACAAACUGUUACUGCUCCGUCAGUUCUGGUGGAACUAGUCAAAUGGAAAUACAAGCAACAAGAAGAAAUGAGAACCCUAUUUAUGAGAUUAAUGCCCUCAGAUAUCUAGAUCAUAAAUUGAAACCUUCUGGCAAAUAGAGCUAAGACUAAUGUUGGAAAAAGGCUGAAGAAUCCGAAUGUGGGAAGUGUCGCACCGUAUAUUAGACGUUACUGAUGCUUAAAUAUCUAUCUGUGCUCCAUCAACAGGUUCUUAAAUAGUUCGCACUCAGCACAGGAUGUACAUUGUUCAAAUAUUUUUUUGUUAUUUUUAGUGAAAGUUAAUAAUUGCUGAAGUACCACAUAUGUUACUUUGAUGCAUUGUGCAGCAGAUUUAAGAAAAUAAAUCUGCUUUUGGUUAACUUGGAAGAAAUCUGAAGUGAGAAUUUUGUUCUGCUAAGGGUUUAAAUCCACUUUUGGAUAAAAUGCAUAAAUGAAACUUUUAAAAUGGUUUGAAAAUAGUAGUUUUAAUUUUUCUUCUAAUCCAGUCAACACUGGGUUACAGUCUAACUCUGCGUUUGGUUUUACAGUUGUUUUUUUUUCUAUUGAAAAUUGCUGUCUAAAUACAUAGUUCCUCUUCCUUUAGACAUCAGAUUCAUUGUGGACAUUUAUUUCUUCUAUGGAAUGUGAAAAUAAAGCGGUUCAUUAAUUUUAGCCUCAGCGUUGAAGAUAAAAAGACUUUUAAAAUACUUGUGUGAGCUUAAAAUAUUUGUGACGAGUAUGGGGUUGGUUUUCUUUAUUGUUUUUUUUAUUUAUAACAAAACCCCAGACUUUAAUACUGCUAUGUUCUGAGUCCUUCCAUGUCCCAUUGAGGGCAGCUGUCCCGUGGGUGUCCCGGCUCCUCGUGAAGAGCCCGUGGCUGUAACGGGGCGGUAGGUUGGGGUUGGGGUUCAGCUGUAGGGGCUUCCAGCUCUGGCAGCCUUGGUCCUGGAGGCUGCAGGGCCUGAGAGAUACUUGUGGCUGCCACCACCUUCUCACCCUGUGCUUGUGCAUUGCUGAGCAGAAAGACAACUUCAGGGGGGUUUGUUGGGACCCUGUGCAGAUGCACUACACACCAGCCAGGAAUUUACCUGCUCUCUCUUUUUUUGGUGUUUUUUUUUUGUUGUUGUUGUCGUUGUUUUUUAAUGUGUCUUCCCAUGCCCAGUGUAACGAGAACAAAAGUACCUGCUGGAAUGUAGCACACGUGUCCCAAAGGCUGCGGGCAGCUGUAGAGAAAAUUAGGAAAAGUGGAUGGUUGGAAGUAGCGAUCUCCAUCAGGUGGGGAGUUUUGAAAUGGAAAGAGCUGUAACUUUUAACAGUCUUUCUGAGCUCAAAACAAGAAGAAGGGGUAUAUGCCUCACCUAAGGGGCCCCAAAAAGUUUUUUUUAACAAAGCUUUUGUAAAUACAAGACUUCCCAGGACUCUGAAUCAUUGGAGAUUGUAAGUGCUUACUCUGUUGUGAAAACUUACUUAUUUCAUUAUGAAAAAUGACUGACCGAGCAAUUCCAAGGAUGCUGUGAAUGUCCUUUAAGUUCCUAAAAUUAUUUAAAAAUAUUUCAGGAGUUUGACUAAAUUCAAUCGAGGUGUCAUAAAUGUUCUUCAGAGAGAAUAGUAUUUCUGGAGUAGGUUAGGAAAUUAAAAAACUUACGUGUCAGAAAAGGACCUUGGGAGUUUACUGGUGCUGCUGCUGCUGCAGUUUACACACAGGCAGGGCCAUACCUCACUGGGAAGCUGUAUCCUCGCAGUAAAAUGUUUUGCUGAAAUGAAAGCAAAAAGCAAUGUGCAACUGAAAGCAAGAACGUAAUGCAUUCCUGUGUCCUACCCGUCGUGUGGGUGGGAUGCGGAGAAGGGUAUGGAAUUGAAUCCAUACAUUAAGAAUGUCCUCUAAGGCUUGUAAGUUUAUGCAGCAAUUGCUACAGGACGUAAGACUCCUUUGCAACAACCUUUAUCCUGCUAAAAUUCACAAGCUUCUAUUCGAUACUAAAACUACAUUUGGGUGAUGCAAUGCAGCAUUUUUAAUUUUCAUUAAUGUGAUGUGUUAACUACUUUGGACUCAGUAUAGAAUUGUGUACAUCUGUUUCUUUACCGGGAAGAGGAACAAUCUUCAAUUUGCAUACACCUUGGGCCAGGCUGAAAAGUUAAUUGGGUGAGCAGUUGUAUAUUAUUGUAAUUGGUUAUUUAAUGUAAACCCAUUUUCAAUGUGAUCUUGGUUGUUACUAUGAACUGCCUGAACAUUGUAUAUCCUAAUUGACUUAUAUUGUAUGAAUUAUUUAUUUGUAAUUGGAUAUCAUGUUUCAAAAAUAAAAUUAAUUUCACAAAU
Calidris pugnax (ruff) is the source of this 6530-nucleotide messenger RNA. It is a transcript of the gene ACSL3, whose product is annotated as acyl-CoA synthetase long-chain family member 3. The transcript has 15 exons. Gene Ontology annotation, biological process: long-chain fatty-acyl-CoA metabolic process; long-chain fatty acid metabolic process; neuron differentiation. Bases 294 to 2435 code for a protein of 713 amino acids. Gene Ontology annotation, cellular component: lipid droplet; endoplasmic reticulum; plasma membrane. The record is from RefSeq and is a predicted model, not a curated record. Gene Ontology annotation, molecular function: long-chain fatty acid-CoA ligase activity. NCBI's taxonomy places the organism in Eukaryota, Metazoa, Chordata, Aves, Charadriiformes, Scolopacidae.